CUGGCAGUGGGUUUCUGCCGGCUGCUCGCGCCGCAACUGCCUGCGUCAGUCAACUUGCCGAGCAUCAGGGUCUCUGCACCAUAGGUUGUCAGUGGUGUGCGUACGCUGCGCUGACGCUGAUAAUAAACGAGCUGCAAGAAUACUUCAGUGUACCCCAUUUGGACAAUGAACAGUUUCAUAAUAGUAUGAAAUUAACAUAUUAGCCAAAUUUCCAAAUACUUUUAACACGUCUCUCACAACAUAUUACCCCAAAUGGCAGGAAUUUUAGAAGCGUUUCUAUUGUGUGCUGUCAUAUCGUGGCUUUUCUUCAAGUGUGGUUUGCAAGAAAUGGUUGAUGUUGUUGCAACUCGGCUUCAGCAGUUGAAUAUUCAGUGGGAACAGAAAUGGAAACCACACCACAAAUUGGCCAAUGUAGAAGCCUUUAGAGAUCAACAGAAACAUUCCUUUGCAAGUCUAAGACGUUAUGGUUACCAAGAACGUAAUCGUCAACGUUUGGCCAUCAGGGACAACAUCAGGAUUACCCUGAAUAGAAAACAGUUUCUUAUUAAGGAAGUCCCGUGGGACAUCAAGCUGAGCUGUAAAGGAAGACCAUUCAUGGGUCUGUGUUGCAGUACAUGUACACCGACCAGUCAGCAAAAUUAUUCAAAACCGGCCAAAUUUAAUAAUGUACGUGACGUUCUUCUGGCAAAUACUGCCGAAUAUAGAAACGGAUUCUUGUCAAGAAACCUCUGCCACCUCGCAACUGUGUGGAAUCUUAAAAAAUAUGAAUACCCAUACAUUUAUACAAGUGUAUUACGCGACGAAAGAUUACAACAAGCAUGUGGAAUGGCAGCAGAUCAAGACAUGAGAGAAAUGAGCCAGAAGAGUGAAGACAUAUAUCAGAAGCUUGUAAAGAAACAUGAAAAAAGGGCUGCUCAAAUUUUAUGCAACAUGUGUUCAACGUUAUCAGAUUUUCUACUAAGGUUAACUUCAUGGGUGCUGUACAAGUUACUGCCCUGUUUCUUGACACGGAUUGUGGCACAUCCGGGACAAAUUCAGAUGUUGCAUCUGGCAAGUAGAAGAGGGGUGCCUCUCAUUUUUCUUCCACUACACCGCAGUCACUUAGAUUACAUAUUGAUUUCUUUUAUUCUUCUCAACAACAAUAUCCGUUCACCUCUAGUUGCAGCUGGAGAUAACCUAAACAUUCCUGUGUUUGGAUGGCUCUUGAGAGGCCUAGGAGCAUUCUUUAUUAAGAGACGAAUUGAUCCAGCAGUUGGUCGACGUGAUAUAAUAUACCGAGCAGUUUUACAUACAUACAUGAUUGAGUGCCUUCGGGCAGGUCACAAUAUGGAAUUCUUCAUUGAAGGUGGAAGAACUAGAACUGGAAAACCAUGCUUUCCUAAAGGGGGCCUUUUAAGUGUCAUUGUUGAUGCAUACAUGGAUGGCACAAUUGAAGAUGCUCUACUUGUGCCAGUGAGUGUAAAUUAUGAGAAACUUGUAGAUGGCAAUUUUGUACGAGAGCUUCUAGGCCAACCCAAGCAGAUGGAAACAUUCACUCGUGCAAUUCGUGGCAUCUGGAAAGUUCUGAGUUCAAACUAUGGAACAAUGAGAAUAGAUUUCAACCAACCUUUCUCGUUGAGGGAACUUGUGCAGUCAUUCCAAUCACUUAACAAGCAGAAAACAAAAUUCUUUUCUGACAACAUUGGAGAUAACACAUAUAAUCAGUACCUGAGUCCAAGUGAUGGUAAUGCAAACAACUUGACCAUAGAAUGCAACAAAAAUUUCCAUUCGGCUCCAUCAAGUACUUCACUUUAUGGUACGGACUUUGUUGAUGAAGAACAUAGGUUGCUGGUAGAAAGUAUUGCUAGGCAUAUCCUAUUCGAUGCCAGUUGUUCCACAGCAGUCAUGUCUACCAAUGCAGUAGCAUUUCUGCUGCUGGGAAAAUUUAGGACUGGCGCUACUGUUUGUCAGCUUGUUCAAGAAUUGGACAGGUUACGUGAUGACCUACAUCUUGCUGAUAGAGAUACAGGUUUCUCGGGACAUUCCGUUGAUGUCAUUAAUCAUGCUCUUGAACUUCUGGGUCCUGGCCUUGUUAGAAAAGACAGACGAGUGGUUUCUUUAGACGGCCAGUCAGAACCAGAACCUACUGUUUUUAUUGAGCCAGUUACUAUGCUGCCUAAUGUUAUAGAACUGUAUUACUAUAGCAGUGCAUUACUUCCAUUCUUUGCUGUGGAAGCUGCAAUAGGUUCUUCCCUUUGUUCUCUCAUACAAUGGGAGUGUCAGUCACCACAAACGAAACAGAUAUCUGAAGAAGCUAUCAUACUGCGGGCAUAUGAACUGUGUAAUAUACUUCAGUUUGAAUUCAUCUUCUGCAAACCUUGUCAGAUGUUGGAAAAUGUCAUCAUAGACAAGCUAGACAAUUUCAAGUACAAAGACAUUUUGUCACAGGAUAUAGUAUGUUACACAGAAGAGCAGGAGAGGAGUCGAAGACUAGCAAGAUACAUUUUGCCAGAUGAUAGUUCUGAUGAAGAAUUAUACACAAAGCCUACACAUUAUGUGGUAAAUCUUGAUGCAAAAUCCAUAGAGCAUCUGAGAUAUUUUGAAGGUCUUUUAAGACCAUUGAUCGAUACAUAUGCUAUUAGCGCAGAAGUUCUGAGUCGCCUUGUAGGCCGGCAACUGCUCGAGAAGGAACUGGUUCAAGAAAUUCUAGCAGAAAUCAAAACACAAAUUGACCUUGGUCACUGCUUUCAUGAGGAAAGUUUGUCUGUUGAACCUGUGAAGAAUUCGCUUAAGUUGUUUGAACAUUGGGGUCUGCUGGAGUGCCAUACACAAGAAAAAAUCAAAUUAUAUUAUUUGAAAGAAGAAUUUGAUUCCGAACAUCAAGUGCAGAAAAUUUUUGACAAGAUUCAAAAAUUCAGGAUCAUCAAGAGAUGAACUUAGCAUCACGUUUGUGCAGUGUAUAUAACAUUACAGUGAUUCAAAACUGUUCAGUUCAAUUAAGGUUCUUUAUUUUUCCUCCUUUGCCCAUUGUCAUCUAGAUUUUACUUUCCCUGAUGAUAUGUAAAAUCAAGAAAUUGUUGUACAUACACAACCAUAGACAUAAUUUUUGCAGAUUAUCAGACAUGAUUUUCUGCUAUAAAAUCCAUUAUUGAUUGCAGAUUCUGCAGCUUUAAUGGAAAAAGUCCUGUAUCUGAGAUAUGUAUUCUUAGAGAAUGAAAUAAUGUAAAAUAAUUGUCCUCAGUGGCAUAUAUUUCGUGAGAGUUCUCACAGUUGUACAUAC
Schistocerca piceifrons (Central American locust) is the source of this 3259-nucleotide messenger RNA. RefSeq names its product glycerol-3-phosphate acyltransferase 1, mitochondrial (gene mino). The record is from RefSeq and is a predicted model, not a curated record. Gene Ontology annotation, cellular component: mitochondrial membrane. NCBI's taxonomy places the organism in Eukaryota, Metazoa, Arthropoda, Insecta, Orthoptera, Acrididae. The coding region runs from base 253 to 2913 and encodes 886 amino acids. The transcript has 15 exons.